Molecule: messenger RNA, 3407 nt
Organism: Volvox carteri f. nagariensis
Lineage: Eukaryota; Viridiplantae; Chlorophyta; Chlorophyceae; Chlamydomonadales; Volvocaceae
Exons: 8
Coding region: 1-2091 (696 amino acids)
Source: RefSeq, a predicted model, not a curated record
AUGUCCCUGAGUCGUCAGAGUGUCGUGCACGACCUCUUCAAGGAGUUCACCGAGAAUCUCAUCAAAUAUCUCGAUCGACGGUUCCCUAAUAACAGCGUCUUGUUGGCACUGGCCCUGUUUGAUCCCGUUGAGUACUCCGGAAAGGAAGAGGUGGAUGCGUGGGGCGAGGAGGCGUUCGAAACGCUGAGGGUUUACUUCACGGAGUGCCUGAAGGAGAAGAAGCACAGGUAUGAUUGCCAUCCACAGAUCGAUUUCGAGGAGGCGAAGUUGCAGCUGUCCGUGUUUAAACAUGAGAUGUGGAAGUUGCGGCCAGCUGCUGUGGAGGAUUGGGAGGCGUUCUUAAAGUCAUAUGUGGAGCAGCAGCUGUUGUCACAGCUCGUUAGGUGUGGGGAGGUGUUUGGUUUUAGUGAUGAGGGCUAUGAGGGUGGUGAUGCCCCGGAGGGGCUGAAGGAGCGCGUGUGCAAGACAGCUAUGCACCACAUUAAUCUUAUGAUGCCCAAGCUCGCACCUAAGCAGCACCUGUUCUCGGAGAUGUGGAAGCUCGCGCUGUUCUGUGUGCAAAUUCAGCCCACGUCGGUCAAUUGCGAGCGCGUGUUUUCCGCCCGUGCCGUCAUGAAGCGGGAUUGGCGGACGCGCUUGUCAGCUAUUCGGCUUAACGAGGGUCUUAUCGUGAAGCUGAAUACGUUGGGUUCCUUGGAAGGAGGUGCAAUGUCGAAGGGGGCGAUGGCCAAGUACAAGUCCUCCACUAGGAUGCACUUCUACACGCAUAUCGCCGAUAAGGUUGAGAAUAUCCUUCGCGGCCCGCGCUUUAACCGCAUGCGAUCGGCUGUACGCUGUGUAGUGGCGGAGUCACUUCCAUCCUCCUUGGAUGCGCCUUGUGCAGUCGUUUCCUGCGCAGUUCGGUUCUACCACCUAAGCGAAACGAAUGAUUUUAAGGAGUUCUCCGAGAUUGUAACACAGGACGUGAAGUGGAGGCAACGUGGUCUUCUUCAGGGCAAGCAAACACACAGCGGAGCAGAGGCCGUCCACACGGCACUGCUGGAAUUGCAUGCUGCUUACCAGGACCUGACAUUCUCCGUCAUCACUUAUGCCGAAGAGGAGGGCCGUGUAGCCAUGUUUUGGACUGCCGUCGGCACCAACCGGGUCGGAUUGUUCGGCAUGCAGCCCUCAUUCAAGCGCAGCACGUUUUCGGGUGUUAGUCUGGUGCAGCUGAACUCGGAGGGUCGCAUCAGUGAAAUUAUUGAGUAUAGGCAACCGACGCACGAGGAGAUGGCUGCGUACCUCCGGCGCGACCUACCCGGACCGCAGCGUGCCACCAUCGAACGCCUGCUCCUGCGCGGCCACGCCGCGCCAGCUCCCGCUUCCGCCAGCAGCGGUGCUUCAGGCAGCUUCUGCCAGCUGCCAUCCUCAUCCACUAUCGACCCCAUGUGGCGCGUGCGGGCGGUGCAGGCUGCGACGGAGUGGGUGGAAAACUGGACGCCGGGGCCGGAUUUGGAAAACAUGGUGCGGGACGAUAUUGAGGAGUUCAACAUUUACAGUUGGCCGGACUUCGAGCAGGACGUGGUAGGGCGGGACGCCCUUGAGGAGCGCCGCAGCAGAAACUCGCAGGACGCGGUCAUUAUCCGGGAGACCAUCGCCGAUUCUACCACCAACGUUGUGGUGGUGCACUGGUUUGACUUCGAACAGUCACAGCCCAUGGGCUUUGGCUACGGCGAUGCCACUGGCGAUGCCGCGGGCGCAGGCGCAUCAGCAGCGGCAGCCAAGGCGGCUGGGGCGGCGCCUGGAGUGCCGCAGGAGGCCCUGCCGCGGCAGCAGCCGACGCUGCAUCCCGAGCACGGCAGCGUGGAGGUGAAGAACGGUCAUCUCCGUGUGCACCUCUCCCCCAGCCCUACGCUGCGCCGCUCCCUUGGGAGCGAGGACGACUUGGGUGGACCUUUCAGCACCGGCCCACGACUGCACAAGUACCGCGGAGUGACGCUGUUCAGGCUGGACGAGGACUGCAAGCUCGCCUGGCUGGUCACCUUCCGCGAGAUGAAGGCUACCGAGCUUGAUACGUAUCUCUCACAGAAGCUGCCGGCAGCGGCCAUAUGAAGAUGUUGAUGGGACGUCGAAGGGAUAGGGAACAUUCAGGGUUGCAUUCCAAUGCUUGGCGGUGCGCUCUGCGUCGCCUGUCACAUCAAGCGGUGCGACCGCAUACCGUACUGACUCCUGGCCAGCCCCCACCUCCUUACCUCUGAUCCCACUUCCUUGCGUGCGUUGUCCUUGAUGUAAAGUAGGACAUGGGGGCUGGGAAGCUGAAGGAGCCUGUCUCCUGCGAUCCAGGCGUAGUGGGAGAAGUGGGGUGUGAGCCGGGCACGGCCUUGUGAACAGCCGUCUGGCGGCUUGGCAGGACACAACGUUUGGCUGCUGGUCGUGCGGCAUGACAUCGUGUUUAAUUGGCGAGGGAAACGUGGUGUUGGUUGUAGAGGGAGAAGGGUUGAGCGCCCAACUGUGCAUGCACGCUGUUGGACGCAUCGCACGGCAAUGUCAGCGGCCGGGGAAGAAACGCUUCUGAGCGAGUCUGGUCAUGGGCCAGGACAUGACGCGCGGGUUGAUUUAAGGUUGGCAGUUUUUAUCUAUUCACAUCCUUAAUGGCUUCUGUCAGCUGCCAUUGCCUUAUAUUGGACAAGGCCGCAGUGCUUGUGGGAACUCUAUCAGGAGGAGGAUUGCGUAGAUAGUCGCCAAUGUUGUGAAUGUGCGCCUUCACCCGAGGAUUCAUAUGCUUCACAGCACACACAAUCACAGAUCGUGGAGCUUAGAACGCGGCCUUAACUUUGGACUAGUGUUUUGUGCAUCAUUUAUAAGCUGACAGGGGUUGCUCUCCUUAGGGAUUAGAUCCAAUCACAAUCUUUCUGGGUGAAAUUGUUUUCUCGUUUCUGGGCCGGCCGAGGCAAAAGCCUCGGGUCUGCAAGCUGCGUGUAGCCGUUAGAAGUCCGCCGCGGUAGAGCUUCCCUGUUCCUGUGUCAUGUCACUGGCGUGUCCCCGUCGUGUCACCUGGGUGCUGUUAUGUAGGCCUUGGGGGUGGUUGCAGUGUCAUGUGUUGCGCGUCAGUCAUUGGCGCAUGGCGUCACCCGUCCUUUUUAAGGUACAGGUCGGGGGUUGCUGUGUCGGGCUUAAGGUUGCUGGCCAGGGACCGCGCUGAUGCCCUGCGGACGCCAGUCGGGUGCGUGUCCCCAGCGCCUGGUCCUCUGGCCCUCAAGUAUUCUUUCCUUUCGCACUUGCGAGAUGUUCAGUGCAUGUGAUGAUGCUCUAUCUGCGUAUGGUAGCUGCACUCGGGAACAGGAAGGGGGCCGCUGUGUAGUGCUGCACGGGGUGCUGAAGUUAUGGUAGGGGCCAUACAAAUGCCCGUGUCACAAAGAGAUGCUCGA